Messenger RNA from Armigeres subalbatus, 783 nucleotides. RefSeq lists its product as uncharacterized. Gene Ontology annotation, cellular component: nuclear body. The record is from RefSeq and is a predicted model, not a curated record. The transcript is spliced from 3 exons. Bases 31 to 783 code for a protein of 250 amino acids. Gene Ontology annotation, biological process: positive regulation of DNA-templated transcription. Lineage: Eukaryota; Metazoa; Arthropoda; Insecta; Diptera; Culicidae.
UGAAAUUAUUUUUCCAACUUUAACUUCAUAAUGGAUAAAUCCGAUGCCGGUCCAUCUUCGGGUCCAUCUAAGCGCAACAAAGUGAAAAAACGCUGCUUCUGGUCGGCCGCGCAAAUUGACCUGCUCUUUGAACUGUGGUCGGACAAGAUUGGUGCUCUUCGUGGGACGCGUAAAAACAGCCAUAUUUUCGAAGAAAUGCGGCAAAGUUUCAAUGAUCAUGGCUAUCAUGUUUCGGCAACAGACAUAAAGACAAGGAUCCAUAAUAUGACCGCACGUUAUAGGAAAGAAAAGGCUGCAGUUGGACCAUCGGGUGGAUCGCCUUCGGAGUGGUCGCUAUUCGACCGAGUGAAUGGUAUCCUCGGAAGUUUUCGGAUACAUAAUGUCAACUCUGUGGUCGUCGACAGUAUUAUUGAUGAAGACUUUUGCGUAGAAUAUCUUGAGGAAGAUCCGGCGUUCCCGUACAUUCAGCCGUCGUAUACAGCAACGCAAGAGGUCACGGAAACACAAGAGAUCACAGAAACACAAGAGAGUAUUUCUCCGCUAGUUUCCCCUUCGCAGCAUGAACGCCCGCCUUCAAAACUACGAAGAAAUAAAAGUCUGCAUGCUGAUUUGAUGUAUGAAUUUAAGAGAACUAAUGCUCGCAUAGAAUUUGAACUCGAUCGUUUGAGAAAUGCUGACGAAGAUGUAUUACAGAUGGAACGCGAAAGGAACGAAAUACUUAGAGAUAUGGCUGACAAUUCAAAAGAACUGAAUGGGGCAUUAAUUCAUUUUCUGCCGAAGUAA